AUAAUAAACUUCGAACUUAUGGAAAAUAAUUGUGGGAUAAUUUCAAAUGAUACAAGAAGAAAAUCUCAUUGAAGACUACCCCGGUAAUACUUUAUGUAACUAUAAAAGCAGCGCAUACUGCAGUACUUUUAUUCUAACAAAAUGAAAGCAAUAUACAAAACGUAUUUAAUUGCUUUGAGCUUAUUUGCUGUGAUAUUGUUGACGUGCUCUGAAAACGCAGAACUUGAUGGGCCAAACGUGUGUCGACGUCUAGAACAGUAUCAAGUUGAAGUAGUGACAACUGAAAAGCAGUCGUAUCAAGUACGGGAAAACGUAUGGUGCUUCAACGUACCACCAAGAUGCACAACGUACAAAAUAAAACAAAGAACAGUUAAUAAGACACAGUUACUAAAUAAAACGAGACCUGUGAAAGAAUGCUGUGAGGGCUACGGAAAGAACCCAUCGGGGGAUCGAUGCAUACCCAUCUGUAAUCAAACUUGCUUACAUGGAGUUUGUUCAGCACCAAACCAUUGCAAAUGCGAACCCGGCUUCGGUGGACCCUCUUGUGAUAUCUCAUGUCCCGACGGUAAAUGGGGUCGGGACUGUUCGAAAAUUUGCAACUGCUUAAACAACGCGUCAUGCGAUGCUUACUCUGGAGAGUGUAUAUGUGCAAAAGGUUAUAUAGGAGAACAUUGUGAGGAUAUAUGUGCCCCGGAUCGAUAUGGUAUGAAUUGUUUAGAGGAGUGUCGCUGCAAUAACGGCGGGUCCUGUCAUCAUAUAUCUGGUGAAUGUACAUGUGCUGCAGGUUUUACAGGUCCCUUAUGCGAGGAUAAGUGUCCGGACGGUAAGCACGGGGCCGAAUGUAAACAGGUAUGUCGCUGCCAAAACGAUGGUAAAUGUGACGCGAUCACAGGCGCGUGUGAAUGUCCUGCUGGAUGGAUGGGGUCUGUUUGUGCCAAUCGCUGUCCCCAAGGAAAAUACGGUUUGGGUUGUAACCAAACUUGCGAGUGCUUGAACGGCGAUUGCGACCACAUCACAGGACAAUGUGAAUGUUUCGCAGGUUUUAUAGGGGAGAAUUGUUUCGACUCAUGUCCCCCAAAUAAGUACGGGGAAAAUUGUUCAAAAACAUGUCAAUGCAAAAAUGGCGGAAAGUGCCAUCCGGCAACAGGAGCAUGUACUUGCCCUGAAGGUUGGGAGGGCCUCCGAUGUGAUUUAAGGAAAUGUUCGCCUAACAAGUAUGGUCCGAAUUGCACUAAAACUUGCGAAUGUGAAAUGGCAAACGUGGAAAUGUGUCAUCCAUGGACCGGGGAAUGUCACUGUAAGCCUGGAUGGAGCAGUGGCCAGUGUAACAGGCCUUGCACAUUCCUUAAAUAUGGAAAAAAUUGCGAUUUGACUUGUGAAUGUAGGAACAAUGCGAAAUGUUCCCCCGUGACUGGAGAAUGCAUUUGCGCUGCUGGAUACAAGGGCAUACAUUGCGAUGAAAUGUGCCCCGAAGGGACAUUUGGACUAGAAUGUGGCCAAAAAUGCGAUUGUGAAAAUGGGGCAAAAUGCUCUCCUGAAACGGGACAAUGCUUCUGUACACCAGGUUGGAAAAAUCUGAAAUGCGAUCGACCUUGUGAUGAGCAACAUUUUGGAAAAGAUUGUAAGGAAAAAUGCAAAUGCGUGAAUGGAGCUUGCCACCCACAAGAUGGUUCAUGUGGAUGCAGUCCUGGGUGGACCGGUGAAAGGUGUGACCAGAAAUGUCCAGAAGGCUUGUACGGUCACAACUGCACAUUAGAAUGCGAUUGCGAAAUCGAGAACACGAUUAGUUGCAAUCCCGUGGACGGUCGUUGCCUCUGCAAAAAAGAAUGGGGAGGUGUUCAUUGUGAAACGAAGUGCAAACCAGGUUAUUAUGGCGAGGCCUGUGAUAAAAUAUGUACUUGUCAAAACAACUCAUCUUGUGAUCCAGUAAGCGGAAGAUGUAUUUGCUCGAAUGGUUGGAUUGGAGAAGAUUGUAGUGAGCCAUGUGCAGAAGGGUAUUAUGGUGCUGGAUGCAGGGAAAGAUGCCCAGAAAUUGCGCAUGGAAAUAUGUCAUGUCAUCAUGUGACGGGAAAAUUUAUCUGUGCUGCAGGGUUUACGGGAAUGCUUUGUGAAAACCCUUGCUCACCUGGCACGUACGGGCUUGGUUGCAACUCGAUUUGUAAGUGUGAGCAUGGCGGUGAAUGUUCGCAUUUGACAGGAGAGUGCCAAUGUCCGCCUGGUUGGUCAGGUCCUUCAUGCAACAAAGCUUGUCCAGAAGGCUUUUAUGGGAAUAACUGCAGUCAAGUUUGUAAAUGUAAAAAUGAGUCUAAAUGCCGGAAAAAUGAUGGUCAUUGCUUAUGUCCUCCUGGAUGGAUGGGUGUUCAUUGUGAAGAUGUAUGCCCUGAUGGAUUUUUCGGCAAUCACUGUAUGGAACCGUGUGCUUGUCCAUCGCAAAAUUUCGUAUGCCAUGCCGCUUAUGGGUGUAUUUGCAGGCAGGGUUUAACAGGACCAAAUUGUGAUAUUCAAACAUCACUUCAACGUGUCCAGGUUACAGAAGAUUCGCCGAACAAAGCAGGCCUGGCGUUCGGAAUUGUAGCAGCUCUAAUUGGCGUUGGAAUCCUAAUUGGUGUACUUCUAUACUAUAGGCGAAGAGUGUCUAAUCUAAAAACAGAGAUAGCUCAUGUUGCCUACAUGGCAGAUCCGCAAUCGUUAAGUGAUAGACAUAAUUUCGAUAAUCCCGUCUAUGGAAUGCAAACAGGUGCUGAUAAUACCCGGCUUUUGAAUAACUUGCGACCAAAAAUGAACAAUCUCGAUCGUGGAUCGGGUCCUUCGGAUUACGAUGACAAUUCGAAUGCAAGCAGUCGAGCUGGAACGUACUCCAUUAAUUUCAAUACAACAUCUGAAAAGAAUUAUAACGCUGACUUGACAAACCCAAAUGUAUAUCACAGUAUCGACGAAGCUUCGAAGGAGGAGCAUGUGUACGAUGAAAUUAAACAAAAGGAAGGGUUCAGCAGUCCAGGGAUGGAGUAUCGUAAAAACAUUUUCAAGGAUGAAUACGAUCAUUUGGAUUAUUCUCGACCUGGGAGCUCCUUCAAACCUCAUUACCAUCGAAUGAAUGAGUUGAAACUGAAUAUCAAAGGAGAGGACGACGAGAAAACGAGUACUCUCUUCAAACCGAAAAAUAUCGAUUUGCCUACAGAAAAUUGCAGCGGCGGAUCAGAUAAUUCAAAUGAGGAAGCCCCGUUUCACCCAGAGAAGAACGAUUAAAACCUGAUGAAGACGGUGAAGCAAAAUGUUGGAACUUAUCUUCUGCUUUUUCGAAAGAAUACUGAGUGCGAGCGACUUCUUCAUUAUUUACGAUGAUCGAAAACUUGUGCAUUUCUUUCCCCUUGCUAAAAGUAACACUUAUGAACAUGGAGUUGUUCGAUCCUGUUUUAAAUUAUUCAUAAAAUAAGCCAAAUGUUUUGUCAAUUGCUCAUUUCGAAAGUGUGUGAAACUACGUCAUAUUUUAUACAAUUGUAUGUUUCUAAGUUGUGAUUGUUAAUUUUACUGAAAAAUGUUCAUCAUGUCGUAGGAUAAAAGUGGUUGCUUGAAACAUUCAAAAUUAUAUAUAUUUUUGCAUUUGAAACCGAUUUCGAAUAAAUAUGUAUAUUGUAGGAAAAAAGAGAAAGAAUCCCAAUCAAAGGAAAGUAUUUAGAGUAUAAGAUGUCAUCUAAUGAAAUUGAUAAAUUAUAUUUGUGUAAAUUUUAAAUAUUUUUAAAAAUGGAAUUUUCGACAUUUUAAAACUUUGCUCAAGAUUCUCGGAAAAUAUGGUUAUACGAUUUUAAUCAUGUCUUGAAGAUCUAUUUUUAAUAUUUCAAAACUCAUCUAGUAAAUGAAAAACUCUGUGAUUUCAUGCUAACAGACAUACAUAAAAGAUCAUAUACAAUUUUAGGUCAAAUUUUAAAACCAUCCAUCAGGAAGAAAAUCGAAGCAAUAAUGUAUGUUUAACAAUAUAAAUAUUCGAGUUUUAAAUUGUAAUUUAUAAGAAUUAAGGAUUCUAUUAUUUUAUAUUGAAAUGAAAUAAAGUUUGACAAUAAUCUUAA
Molecule: messenger RNA, 4064 nt
Organism: Hermetia illucens (black soldier fly)
Lineage: Eukaryota; Metazoa; Arthropoda; Insecta; Diptera; Stratiomyidae
Gene: drpr
Product: protein draper
Exons: 13
Coding region: 142-3246 (1034 amino acids)
Molecular function (GO): protein binding; scavenger receptor activity
Source: RefSeq, a predicted model, not a curated record